AUGACAUCAUCAGGAUUUGUAUCGGUCUUAGAUUCAGGAUCUCGUGAAGAUUGUCACAUUCAACGAGAUCGGUUAACUCGAAGACGGAGUCCUGGACCUCAAUCUCGUCCUGUCUCUAUAGAGGAUGUGGAUAUUGUUUAUCGUUUACCACAACCAUAUCGGACAAGUUUUUCUGCGACGCUGAAAUUAGAGCGUGGUAAGCGUAGUGAUAGAAGCCAGUCGUUAAGCCCGGCAACGAGUAUGUUGAGCACUCGUAGUGAUUAUACAAUACAAAGUACAAAAAGCAGCAAAAGUCAUAAAAAAGGUGGACGCCAUAGAUCUAAGAGUCCAAAACAUGUGACCUAUGAUAAUACAGUGUUGAUUCGUCAGUCUGGUAAAUCAGGAAGUACAUUGACUGGAUUAUCCAGCCCUGAAACUAUUUCUAGUCCAAACCCAUUCUUGUCAGACAAGCGCCAUUAUUUGAACAAUUUAUCUAAUCAUGAUGAAUAUGAAAAGGAUUAUAGCACCCAGUUACGUGAAAUUUCACAGCAGAUACGGGCGUGGUCUCCCCCGAGUAGUGGUAAAACUAGUCCCAAUAGUAUUUUAAAGGAACAUAUAAACUCUGAAAGUCAUCUCAAUAAUGUUCGACCAAACCUUUCUAGUCCUUCCAGAUCUCCAGUUCGUCCCUCCGAUGAAAAACACACAAAUAAGGAAAAUGUUCCGAAAUCUUACGGAAAUACAUCACCCAAGACGCGUCUAAAUAUAUCCCGAGAAUAUGUCCAUGAUCGUACAAUAAGUUAUCGUAAAGCCAUCACCGAUAGUUUUUCUGAUGAUUUUGGACCUUCUGAAGAUAGUGGAAUCGAUACCAAGUCUCCUGAAAUACGUAAAGACAGAUCUAACACAGGAACAGACCAAUCAGGAUCGGACACACCAAGUCCCAGCAGUUUAACGCCACAUAAACGUGGAAACAGCAUUAGUAAUUUCUUUAAAAGAAUUUCACCACAUGUGAACAGACGGAAGAGCCGAGAAAAGCACAAGUCUGGAAGCGGCAGCGCUCAGAGUCUGUCCAACACAAGUGAUGGAGGGUCAUUUGACACAGAUAAUGAUUCUGGUAAUGAAAAACGCAUGUCUCGCAGCAGAGUUCGUCAUUCAUUGCUUCGAUUAAUGGGAAGGUCAAAGUCCAAAAACAAAAAGGGAUCACGAGAAGUCAGCAAAGAUGACACUAAUAGAAAUCGUGACAUGACGGAUAGCGGAACAGAAACACAUGUUCUCAACAACAAACAGCAGUUUCCAGCCAGCACCAACAGAAUUCUCAAGUCAAUCGAAAGAAACACACUUUCAGAUAAAGAUAUUCAUCAUAAAUUAAAAGAAAAUCAUCGUCAUAGCGACAUAACUGGCCAGAAACCUGUUAAAACAUCCCCGGAUACGACAUCAUCGUCCAAUGAAAUGUCUCAUUAUUUAAAUGAAUCGUACAGUAGUCAGGAUCAUGGAGUCAACUUGGAUACGUCUGCUCAGUCGUCUGAUUUUAAAACGGAACCACCCCGUUCGUUAGAUGUCUUACCACCCCGCUCCAUCAAAGUCCUCCAAUCGUCUGUGAGAUGUGGGUCAGCUGAUGAUUCGAUUGGUGAUUGUUCUCUUGACGUCAACAUGACAAAGCAACGUUUAAUGGAACAGACCAAUUCAGAACAAGUUCAUCUCAACUCCUCGCAAUGGAGAUGCAUCAUAUACAUUGUAUUACAUUAA
Molecule: messenger RNA, 1722 nt
Organism: Lottia gigantea (owl limpet)
Lineage: Eukaryota; Metazoa; Mollusca; Gastropoda; Lottiidae
Exons: 2
Coding region: 1-1722 (573 amino acids)
Source: RefSeq, a predicted model, not a curated record